AUGAAGGAGGAACCGUCUUCUGCUAUUUCUCUGCUGCUGACGGGCAUGCGGCCAGUUGGGGGGCAGUCAGAAGAUGCAGCAGCAGCAGCAGAAGAUGAAGAUGAAGAAGAAGAAGAAGAAGAAGAAGAAGAAGAAGAAGAAGAAGAAGAAGAAGAAGCAGAAGAGGAAGAAGAAGAAGAAGAAGCAGAAGAGGAAGAAGAAGAGUGA
Messenger RNA from Eimeria acervulina, 207 nucleotides. RefSeq lists its product as hypothetical. NCBI's taxonomy places the organism in Eukaryota, Apicomplexa, Conoidasida, Eucoccidiorida, Eimeriidae. Bases 1 to 207 code for a protein of 68 amino acids. The transcript has a single exon. The record is from RefSeq and is a predicted model, not a curated record.